AUAUUUCCUCAAGAAGGGUGGAGACUGAAAGACAGAGACAUAGUAUCCAGUACCUUGACCAAAAUUUUGGCUCAUAAUUCUUUUUGGUAGUGUGGGAGCACUACUGAAUCCAUAUUUAUCUCUGUGGUCCAGAAUAAACUGCAGAAAAUGGCUCUGAAUAUACCUGGCUUGGUAGCUUUGAUUGUGUUUUAUGCAAUAACUUUAGCCAUUGGAAUUUGGGCUUCUUGGAAAAGCAAAAAGUACCAGAAGAAAGGGAAACCAAGUGAGAUGAUCAUAGUGGGGGGCAGGAACAUGAAUUUUUUCAUUGGAUUAUUCACUGCGACGGCAACAUGGGUCGGAGGAGCAUAUAUCAAUGGUACAGCUGAAACUGUCUAUCUUCCCACAAGAGGACUAGUGUGGGUCCAGGCACCAAUAGGAUUUGCUUUGUCCCUUGUCAUUGGUGGCCUCUUCUUUGUAAAUCCAAUGAGAUCCAAAAAUUAUGUGACAAUGAUGGAUCCUCUCCAAGAAACAUACGGGAACAUGAUUGGAAGCCUUCUCUUUAUUCCACCAUUAAUAGGAGAUAUAUUCUGGUUUGCAGCUACUCUUGCUUCAUUAGGGGCAACAAUGAGGGUCAUUUUGGAUAUCAGAGGCUAUUUGGCCAUCAUCAUAUCGGCAUGCACUGUUAUAUUCUACACUUUACUGGGAGGACUGUACUCAGUUGCAUACACCGAUGUGAUACAGCUGAUUUUUAUUGUGCUCAGCCUGAUUGCAGAAUUUAGCCCAUAA
Molecule: messenger RNA, 765 nt
Organism: Chrysemys picta bellii (western painted turtle)
Lineage: Eukaryota; Metazoa; Chordata; Testudines; Emydidae
Source: RefSeq, a predicted model, not a curated record